GCAUUGUUGAUUGUCCUUGCAACAACAUCAUCGAGUAUUCCCACUCCACUUUGCUAGGAAGUUAGAUAGCAUUGCACAUCAUUUGCUCCAUGCUGGUGCUGCAAACGUCGUUGGUUGCAGUAUUGACUGCUGCUUCUGGGCUGGCCACCGCGGUUGGUCCAAGUAUCACUUUAAACGGGUGGUUCUCGUGCACUGAAGAAACAUUUUGGCACCCGCCUUCGUCCUCGAACCGCCGCCGGCUACAUGAAGCCGCGGCGCCGUUCGGCUCGCCGCCAGUCCCCGACGGAGCGCAAUGCGGCCAAUAUUCCGUCCCGUUGUGCCACCCGGGGGUAUGCAACAGCACGGACGACACCAUCCAAGUGUUUGUCAAGCGACUUGUGGGCAGUACGUCCAAGGUGCUUUGGGUACUUCAAGGGGGGCCAGGGGCGUCUUCCGUCAACAUGGAGCCCGUGAUGAUCGAAUUGUUCCACCAGUUGAACGAGCAAGUGACUAUCAUGACCAUGGACCAUCGAGGCACGGGGCGAAGCACUCGGUUGGAAUGUGUGGCGGCGCAGGCGAUGGAAUCUGGGAGUCCCAGCGGUCGCAACGUCAACGACGACGAGCUGCCAAACUGCCUUCGGGAUAUUCACACGCGCUACGGCCACCCCGAAGCGUUUUCCGUCACGAGUGCCGCGUUGGAUCUCGUGGCUGUGAUAGAGUUGGACCAACGCGACCAAGAGGUAUUUUUGUACGGCGUGAGCUACGGCACGUUGUGGCUCGAGCGGUUUGUGGCCGUGCAGCCUCCAACGAUGACCAAUGUCCACGGGUUUGUCUUGGAUGGCGUCGUGCCGCAUCAUGGCACCCGCCGCCUGUACAUGCAUGACUGGGAUACCAACAUGGACUCGGUCGGCCGCGAGUUUCUCGCCCUGUGCGACGCCGAUUCGUUUUGCCAGUCUCAGUUCCCGCCACCGUCGUCGUCGAUUGCACAGAGUAUGCAGGCGCUGUACAGAGACACCCAUCCUUCCGCGUACGUUGAAUAUAAUAACGAUAUGUCGAUAUCAGUUGGGGUUUCAUUUCGUGGUUGGGUGGUGUGCAGAGCGUACAUCAAGGAUAUGUUAGACGGCCCGUACGGAUUGAAAGUGGUGCUGAGUGUCCUGCUCACCCACUCCUCGUUGCGACUACUUAUUCCCGUGCUUGUACAUCGGCUACAUCGAGGCACACCAGGGGACCUUGAUGUUGUCACGUACAUGCUGGAUAUCCUCAGCGACCUCUGGACAGGCCACGACGACGAGUCUUUGUCGUACGAUUCAGACUUGUUGUACUCGACCGUCGUGUUCUCCGAACUGUGGCAGCACCCAACCCCAUCGGAAGCGUCGCUUUUAAACACGUUUGUCCGCGGCUUGUUUGGGUAUGGCGUCGUGGGGAUGUUUCCAAGCUAUUGCGUGUACACAAAUGACCCAACGCCAGACUGCGAUGCGCAUCGGGCCAACGACGUGUCGUUUACGUAUGCCUUGGAUCGGUAUGCGAAUCAACCGGUGGUGGCCCCAACCGAAGCCAGCAUUCUCGUCCUCAAUGGCGGGUUGGAUCCACAAACCCCGUUGGCGUACGCGCAAGCGCAGUUCGACGCGAUUCAAGGUGCCAAGAAACUCAUCGUAUUUCCCACAGCUCCCCAUGCCAUCACGUACGUGACGUGGCUGCAGGAGCAACAAGGCCCUCCGACCACGUGCGGGGUGCUUCUGGUCACUUCGUACGUGCAGGUCGGCGGCAAUUUGGACGCCUUGGACACGUCUUGUGUGGCCAAGACACGGCCAAUGACGUUUCGCAUUCCCCAGCAAUUGGGCCACGUAUUUCCGUUAGUCCUGGAUGGACAACUCUUUGACGGACCCUUGGCGACUUCAACCACUGAGGUGGCAGCCACCGCCUCGCCUAGUUCGCUGCCCCCUCAAACGACUUUGGAGCAGCCAACGACGUUGCCCCCCUCGACCGCCGCUACUACCACCACGAACAAGGAAGGCGCUGGCGUGGUGCUUGGCAAUACUCCGACCGCCGCGCCACUGCCACCGCCGUCGUCCAGCACCAACAUGGCCGAGUCCAUGGUUGGACUCCUGGGAUGUCUAUUGGUGGUCACGGGCAUCGUCGCUGUCAAGUACUUUGUUGAAGCGAAGCGCCUUCGCCGCCACAUGCCGCUAGAGGAAGACGUAGCCUAAGCAGCUUCGUUAGUCGACUUUACAUAAUAUGCAUUUCUUCAGGCUUUCCC
Molecule: messenger RNA, 2236 nt
Organism: Aphanomyces astaci
Lineage: Eukaryota; Oomycota; Saprolegniomycetes; Saprolegniales; Verrucalvaceae
Exons: 9
Coding region: 90-2186 (698 amino acids)
Source: RefSeq, a predicted model, not a curated record